Cebus imitator (Panamanian white-faced capuchin) is the source of this 3220-nucleotide messenger RNA. Its product is annotated as mastermind-like protein 3. The annotation marks the transcript as partial. NCBI's taxonomy places the organism in Eukaryota, Metazoa, Chordata, Mammalia, Primates, Cebidae. Gene Ontology annotation, molecular function: transcription coactivator activity. The transcript is spliced from 3 exons. Gene Ontology annotation, cellular component: nuclear speck; nucleoplasm. The record is from RefSeq and is a predicted model, not a curated record. Gene Ontology annotation, biological process: Notch signaling pathway; positive regulation of transcription of Notch receptor target.
UCACGCACACACACAGGUCAAAAGUUGAUUUGUUUCUGAGAUCCCCCAGAAUCUUUCUUCUCCCCGUUGCAGGGGCUCCGGACUCCUCCGCAGGGCGGUAGUGAGGUUGGGGGCGUGGGAGGGGCGCGGGGCGCCGUGGCGGCGGAGGCGGGAGCCGGGUGCCGGUGCGAGCCGCGCCCGCUCCUGUCGGGUGCGAGUCCGGGCCGGGUUUUGCGCCGUGUCCGCGGGCUUGUCUCACGGCCUCCAGCCGCCGCCGCUGCCGUGUUUACUGAGCUCGCGCGUCCUGAUAUCACUCCGCUGGCAUGGAGGAGGAGGAGGAGGUGGAGGAGCGAGAGGAGGAGGAGGAGGAGGCGGCGGCGGCGGCGGCGGCGGCGGCGAGCAGUUGAUCAUUGUGAUGGUGGCAGGAGCAGCGGCGGCAGCGGCAGCCCAGCCGAGCGUUAGGGGCUGCUCUCCGCGCGGCGUUUUGCAAAGGACUUCACCGAUCUACUUUUGCAGUCGCCUCGGACUGGCCAUGUGUUUACUUCCCCCAGCCCGAGGAUUCGAUAUCUAGGCUCCUGUGAAAUGCAACUGAGCAGCCAAAGUACUUUGAGAACACGGGGCGGCAUAAACACCAAAACUUUUUUGUGGAAGGAAAAUGCAAUAAGCAAGCUUGCCGUUUACCGAUGCGGUGUGGAGUGAGUGUGUGUCGCGCGUGUCCGCACUGGAGGCAUAUGCUUGUGUGUGUACAUGGGGUGUGUUUUUCGGUACGUAGGGAGAAAAUGCUUGCCAACCACCGGAAAUCUCCUGGAAUUUAUUAGAAAAUAAUGGAUUAUAAAAAGAAGGCAGGCGAGGAGCGGAUCUCCCCUUGAGUUGCAACCCGAUUUGCUGCUGGCUCAGUUUGUUGUGAUUCUUUUUGUUGAUAGGUGUCUGAUGGUAUUCCGAUAACGUCCCCCUCUUUUUUUCCCCUCGAGCUUUUACAGUUUAAAAAAAGGAAACAACCACCCCAAAAUCUUCCCCCCCCCUUUUUUUUCGCCCCGUCGGGAUCGCCGUUUCCAUCCAUGUGCUUGCGUCUCCCCCGCGUUCCACUUAAACUAUUUUAAUCCUUGGACCCAAGGAGGAGGCUGAUAGGGGGGUGGAUAAAAAAAGUUCUUCCAAAAUAGUGUGCCCGGGGAGCAGGAUGGGGGAUUUCGCAGCCCCCGCUGCUGCCGCGAAUGGCAGUAGUAUUUGCAUCAACAGUAGCCUGAACAGCAGCCUCGGCGGGGCCGGGAUCGGUGUGAAUAAUACUCCCAAUAGUACUCCCGCUGCUCCGAGUAGCAAUCACCCGGCUGCCGGUGGCUGCGGCGGCUCCGGGGGCCCCGGCGGCGGCUCGGCGGCCGUUCCCAAGCACAGCACCGUGGUGGAGCGGCUCCGCCAGCGCAUCGAGGGCUGCCGGCGGCACCACGUCAACUGCGAGAAUAGGUACCAGCAGGCUCAGGUGGAGCAGCUGGAGCUGGAACGCCGGGACACCGUGAGCCUCUACCAGCGGACCCUGGAGCAGAGGGCCAAGAAAUCGGGCGCCGGCACCGGCAAACAGCAGCACCCGAGCAAACCCCAGCAAGAUGCGGAGGCUGCCUCGGCGGAGCAGAGGAACCACACGCUGAUCAUGCUACAAGAGACUGUGAAAAGGAAGUUGGAAGGAGCUCGAUCACCACUUAAUGGAGACCAGCAGAAUGGUGCUUGUGAUGGGAAUUUUUCUCCAACUAGCAAACGAAUUCGAAAGGACAUUUCUGCGGGGAUGGAAGCCAUCAACAAUUUGCCCAAUAACAUGCCACUGCCUUCAGCUUCUCCUCUUCACCAACUUGACCUGAAGCCUUCUUUGCCCUUGCAGAACAGUGGAACUCACACUCCUGGGCUUCUAGAAGAUCUAAGUAAGAAUGGGAGGCUCCCUGAGAUUAAACUUCCUGUCAAUGGUUGCAGUGACCUGGAGGAUAGCUUCACCAUCUUGCAGAGCAAAGACCUCAAACAAGAACCUCUCGAUGACCCUACUUGCAUAGACACAUCAGAAACAUCUCUUUCCAAUCAGAACAAGUUGUUCUCAGACAUUAAUCUGAAUGAUCAGGAGUGGCAAGAAUUAAUAGAUGAAUUGGCCAACACGGUUCCUGAGGAUGACAUACAGGACCUGUUCAACGAAGACUUUGAAGAGAAGAAGGAGCCGGAAUUCUCGCAGCCAGCAACCGAGACCCCUCUCUCCCAGGAGAGUGCGAGCGUGAAGAGCGACCCCUCUCACUCUCCCUUCGCACAUGUCUCCAUGGGAUCUCCCCAGGCAAGGCCUUCUUCUUCUGGUCCUCCCUUUUCUACUGUCUCCACGGCCACGAGUUUACCUUCUGUUGCCAGCACUCCCGCAGCUCCAAACCCCACCAGCUCACCAGCAAAUUGUGCUGUCCAGUCCCCUCAAACUCCAAACCAAGCCCACACUCCAGGCCAAGCUCCACCUCGGCCUGGAAAUGGUUAUCUCCUGAAUCCGGCAGCAGUGACAGUGGCCGGUUCAGCGCCAGGGCCUGUGGCUGUGCCCAACUCCGACAUGUCUCCAGCAGAGCAGCUCAAACAGAUGGCUGCACAGCAGCAACAAAGGGCCAAACUCAUGCAACAGAAGCAGCAGCAGCAGCAGCAGCAGCAGCAGCAGCACUCAAAUCAGACUUCAAAUUGGUCUCCCUUAGGCCCUCCCUCUAGUCCAUAUGGGGCAGCUUUUACUGCAGAAAAACCAAAUAGCCCAAUGAUGUACCCCCAAGCCUUUAACAACCAAAACCCUAUAGUGCCUCCAAUGGCAAACAACCUGCAGAAGACAGCAAUGAAUAACUACCUCCCUCAGAACCACAUGACUAUGAUCAAUCAGCAGCCAAAUAACUUGGGUGCAAACUCCUUAAACAAACAGCACAAUAUUCUUACUUAUGGCAACACUAAACCCCUGACCCAUUUCAAUGCAGACUUGAGUCAGAGGAUGACACCACCAAUGGCCAACCCCAACAAAAACCCCUUGAUGCCGUACAUCCAGCAGCAGCAGCAGCAGCAGCAGCAGCAGCAGCAGCAGCAGCAGCAACAGCAGCAGCAGCAGCAGCAACAGCAGCCGGCACCACCUCCACAGCUCCAGGCCCCCAGGGCACACCUGAGCGAAGACCAGAAACGCAUGCUUCUCAUGAAGCACAAAGGAGUGAUGAAUCAGCCCAUGGCUUACGCUGCACUUCCAUCCCACGGUCAGGAGCAG